AUGGAUCGACGAAUGGAACUAUACCUACACAACACAUACAACCACUUCAUCCCGACUCCUCACGCACGUUCGCGCCGGGAAUCCUUCCUGAACGAUGGUGCAGCACCACAGCCCUCAACCUCAACUUGCAUGAAUGGGGAUCACAUCCAUGGAGACCAGCAGCAUGAGAAGCAGCAACAGAGGAUGGCUGCGGACCAAGCGUAUAGGGCUGCUUUCGCAUCCCACGAACGCGCCGUAUUCCAAGAAGAAGCCCGGGCUCGAGCCCGCCGACGCGACGCCGCCCGCAACCGCGCCCUAUUUCGGGGCCGUCUCUGGAAGCGCCCGGAGUUCUACGCCUUGCUGUUCGGGUUCCUCGGCUUGGUAUAUCCGAUCAUAAACGAAUAUCUUGUCCACCCUUGGCUCGAGGCCAACGUAAGUGGGAAGGAGGAGUAG
This is a messenger RNA of Hypoxylon trugodes, 432 nucleotides long. RefSeq lists its product as uncharacterized. The coding region runs from base 1 to 432 and encodes 143 amino acids. Lineage: Eukaryota; Fungi; Ascomycota; Sordariomycetes; Xylariales; Hypoxylaceae. The transcript has 2 exons. The record is from RefSeq and is a predicted model, not a curated record.